Molecule: messenger RNA, 984 nt
Organism: Bathycoccus prasinos
Lineage: Eukaryota; Viridiplantae; Chlorophyta; Mamiellophyceae; Mamiellales; Bathycoccaceae
Exons: 1
Coding region: 1-984 (327 amino acids)
Source: RefSeq, a predicted model, not a curated record
AUGUCAUCGUCCUGUUCUUCUUUAUCGUUUAAACGUUCCUCGACGACGAAUACUGCCGGGCUGAUUUCUUCUUCUUCUUCUUCUUCUCGUAAAGCCGCUGCUGCUUCUGCUCGUAAGAAAGAAAAGCGGGGAAACGAAGAGUUUUUCAUUAUCCAUUCUCGCUUACAAUACAUGACCGCAGACGGCGGUCGGAGACAAAAGUUGGAGGAAGCUUUGAAGGAAGAGCUCCCAUCCGCGCCGGGGUUGUCGAAGAACACGCAAAUUGCGCUGACGAAAGAGUUGUUGAAAAACAGGUUCGGCCGGAGAUGUCCGGAGUUAUUGGCUGAAGAGUUCAUCUACGACGCGUGUUACGAGAAGCCGAAAACCAAGGAGGAAUAUCUGAAUUUUUUUGCCAAUAUGAAUCUCCAAGGCGGGUUCCCGAAUAGCGACUACGAGUUGUUGUACGACAGCAUGAGAGUUGAAUGGGACACAAAAGUGAGACAGCAGCAAUAUAAGGUGUGGUGCACGACGCAAUUUAAAGGAAAGCACACGGGAGAUGGUUUGCGAAUGGGGAAGCGGAAAAUUCCCGCGACUGGUAUCGAGGUGGAAUCCGCGCCGGAGAUUUGUAGUUUUACGUAUAACGCAGAAGGAUUGUGUACUAGAAUUAGCGCGGGGUACAUGGCGGAUCACGCGAUUGGGAACACGAAAGGAAGAGGUGGGUAUCACGGCAUUUUUAACGCGAUUGGACACCCUUUGCCGGUGCCUCAUUCUGUGCAUAAGAUGAUCACGGACGCCUUUCCGCAGUUGUUGGGUUUCGAGAAGGAGGACAUGCUUUGGGUCGUGAACUUGGCGUUGUUCGGGUUAGCGGCAAGCGGCGGGGAUUUGCGGUCGUUGAUUCCUUCGAAGAAAAAUGGGGCGAAAAUGAAGCCGGCGAGCGUGACGAGUUCGUUCGUGAGUACACAGUUUGCCAAGGGAGGAGAGAGACAUUCGCUCGCGCCAAAGUAA